AUGUCUACUCUUAACGAGACCGAAUCGACUGUGUCGAUUGAAAUUCCGCCAGGACAUAGUCAUCCUAGGAGACAAGGUACAGGAAGGUCCGUUGUCCACGGAACUGUACGCAAUGAGUUUUGGCGUAAAAGAAAUUUGCUCAGUUUGGAUGGUGGAGGCAUACGCGGAUAUUGGACCUUGCUUCUUCUGAAGCGCCUCAUGGAGUUCAUUCAUCGGGAAGAAGAGAGACAGGUAGAAGAAGAUCAGGAUGAUAUUCACAGCUUCUGGCCCGAAGCGUAUCCCAACAAUGUAUCACAGCUUCCCAGAAACCACGAUGGAGAUAGUACUCCUGAACACCUUCCAGCAGCUCGAGCGUUUCUACUCUGCCACUACUUCGAUUUCAUCUGUGGUUCCAGUACCGGCGGUCUUAUAGCGAUCAUGCUCGGCAGGUUUCGCAUGACUGUCGAUGACUGUCUUCAAGAAUAUAAGCAAAUGAGCCAUAGCAUCUUCGGAAGACCGAGAUGGAUCUCGCAGCGUAAUAUUGGUAUGCCGUGGCCAAAGUACAGCGCUCGUGGUAUGAAAAAGGCAUUCCAGGACGUAUCGCUUCGUCGAUGUGACAGCUCCACUACCGGAAGACACCACUCUACCACGCCGACAUUUCCAAUGACGGAAGGGGUUAGCCAAACAUUUGUUACCACUAUACGAAGAACUAAGAACUCUUCAGGCGUAUGGACGGAAGAAGUUUAUCUCAUUCGAUCUUACCACCACGAGAGAGGCACGCAACCAAACCCGGUCCCGACCCGCCGGCCCGUUAUGAUCCCACAUACUCAGGUGACCACCCUUCCGAAGAUCAACUACGGUCCAGCAGAGACGAUGGAAAUAUGGCAAGUGGCCCGAGCUGCCACUGCUGCACCGAUGUAUUUCAAAGAAAUCAGAUUCACUCAGCAAAGCGGAACCAACGGUCAGAAGUACUUCUUCUCGGACGGUGGAUUUGGAGAGACGAACAAUCCAACCGAUCUCGGACUUCUCGAGAUCGAAACGUUACCUGGCCGACACUCGGUUGGGGCGAUCGUCAGUGUUGGCACGUCGCGCGGAAAAGCUGAUCCCUCACGCAAGUCAGUACUCAACAUUAUGAAGAGGAUGGCUGGCAAGGCAACUAACCCCAAUAUCGUUGCAAGCGCAAUGAGCCAGAGGCAAUUGGAGAACUAUUGGCGCUUCAACGACGAAGAGGGCAUUGAUAUUGAGCUUGACGACUGGAAACCAUCUAGCUGGUUUACGCAUCCCGAUCGUCGCGGUGAAAUAAGCCUCAAGACGAUGGAAGAUGCUUUCCACAGAUGGGCAUGUAAACUCGAGAGCGCCCAAUGGCUCGAGAACUGUGCGAGAGAGCUUGUAACGACAAGGCGAGGCAGAUGUCAAGAGAAAUCUCGAUGGGAGCAGUUCGCGCUCGGAGCGCACACCUACCGCUGCAAACACGAAGACUGUUGCAAUGAACCGCCUUACAGUUCACGUCACCAAUUUGAACAGCACUGGCAGCAGGUGCACGAAAACGAAGAUAUUGGUGAGGUCUACCGGGAGCCUCAAUUCAAGAAGUGGAUUUAUCAGCAGCGGCCAGAGAUCAAGAAGUGA
Messenger RNA from Ascochyta rabiei, 1605 nucleotides. RefSeq lists its product as uncharacterized. The coding region runs from base 1 to 1605 and encodes 534 amino acids. Gene Ontology annotation, biological process: arachidonate metabolic process. The transcript is spliced from 4 exons. The record is from RefSeq and is a predicted model, not a curated record. Gene Ontology annotation, cellular component: membrane. Lineage: Eukaryota; Fungi; Ascomycota; Dothideomycetes; Pleosporales; Didymellaceae.